UCGGAACCUCCCGUCUUGUGAUAUUCAGGCAUCAUGACACAACAGGUCAGUGGCUCACCGUUCCUCAAGCCCUUCUUCUUGAAGACGCCGGUCAGAGUUAGCCCUCUGCGACAGAGACGACACACACUCCCCGCCAGUGAGUUCAGGAACCUCACGCCACAGGACGCCAUCAGUGUGUUUGAGAUUGAGAGAGAAGCAUUUGUCUCAGUGUCUGGAGAGUGUCCACUUACGCUGGAUGAAGUGCUUAACUUCCUGGGUCAGUGCCCUGAGCUGUCGUUGGGUUGGUUUGAAGAGGGACAGCUGGUAGCUUUCAUCAUCGGCUCUGGCUGGGACAAAGAGAGGCUUUCACAGGAAGCCAUGACUCAGCAUGUCCCAGAUACCCGCACAGUGCACAUCCAUGUGCUGUCAGUGCACCGCCACUGUCGCCAGCAGGGCAAAGGCUCUAUCCUGUUGUGGCGGUACUUGCAGUACCUGCGCUGUAUGCCGGGCCUCCGCAGAGCUCUGCUGAUUUGCGAGGACUUCCUGGUGCCCUUCUACCUCAAGGCCGGAUUCAAGGAGAAAGGGCCAUCAGCCAUCUCUGUAUCCAACAUGCAAUUCCAAGAGAUGGAGUACACGCUCGGCGGGCAAGCGUAUGCACGACGAAACAGCGGCUGCUAGUCAAUCAACCCCUACCCCACCUCUUAUUCCACUUACUCACCUCUAACAUGGACUCAGGGCGGAAAAGAUUAACAGACGUAUGGACAGAUAGAGGCGCACCGGAAGGCUGGCUUUAGCAUCUUAAUGUCAGCAUCUCAUAGUAUCACUUGACCAACUGAAC
This is a messenger RNA of Thunnus maccoyii (southern bluefin tuna), 817 nucleotides long. RefSeq names its product arylalkylamine N-acetyltransferase 2 (gene aanat2). Lineage: Eukaryota; Metazoa; Chordata; Actinopteri; Scombriformes; Scombridae. Gene Ontology annotation, biological process: response to light stimulus; circadian rhythm. The record is from RefSeq and is a predicted model, not a curated record. The coding region runs from base 34 to 657 and encodes 207 amino acids. The transcript has 3 exons. Gene Ontology annotation, molecular function: aralkylamine N-acetyltransferase activity. Gene Ontology annotation, cellular component: cytoplasm.